Molecule: messenger RNA, 681 nt
Organism: Lampris incognitus (smalleye Pacific opah)
Lineage: Eukaryota; Metazoa; Chordata; Actinopteri; Lampriformes; Lampridae
Gene: rgs20
Product: regulator of G protein signaling 20
Exons: 4
Coding region: 1-681 (226 amino acids)
Source: RefSeq, a predicted model, not a curated record
AUGGGAUCAGAGCGGAUGGAGAUGCGAAAGAGGCAGAUGUCGGUGCAGCAGGAGUCGAUGGCGGGGGGCACUGCACCAGCCCAGCAGGGCCAGCCGGGCCAGGCCAACCCACGGGGCUCCAAUGCGUGUUGCUUCUGCUGGUGCUGCUGCUGUAGCUGCUCCUGGAAUGAAGACAGGGAAGAGAGGAACCGAAAGGCAUCUUAUGAUGUCAAGGAAGGAACUGCAGACUGUGAAGACACGCCCAAGCCCACGCUGGAGGAGGUGCACUCAUGGGGGCAGUCGUUUGACAAGCUGAUGUGCUGCCCGAGGGGACGGAACUCCUUCCGGCAGUUCCUCCGUACCGAAUUCAGCGAAGAGAACAUGCUCUUCUGGCUCGCCUGCGAGGAGUUUACUAAAGAGACCAACAAGAGUGUGAUCGAGGAGAAGGCCCGGAUCAUCUACGAAGACUACAUCUCCAUCCUCUCGCCUAAAGAGGUGAGCCUUGACUCCCGCGUGCGUGAGGUGAUCAACAGGAACAUGCUGGAGCCCAACUCGCAGACGUUUGACGACGCCCAGCUGCAGAUCUACACGCUCAUGCAAAGAGACUCAUAUCCCCGCUACAUGAACUCCCCAGCCUACAAAAAUCUGCUCAACAAUCUGUCGGAGCAGUCCCCCGAAUCCAAGGGGGGCGAUGACCUGUGA